CUCCCUCUCUCUCUCUCUCUCUCUCUCUCUCUCUCUGCAAAUCCCUCGUCCUCCUUGUCAAUGUCUGCUGGUUUUCUGUUUCUUCCACGGCUUCUCUAAGAAAUUAGGGUUUCUCGAAGCUCUUGAAUUCCUUCCUCUAAUAAUUUUUUAAUCCUGGUACGCCAGCAGCCCAUCCCAACGCUCUAUACCCCAUCUUUUGCUCCCCAAGUCCGGUAGUUUCGAUCGUCCUUGCAUCUUCCGGAUAAAGCUUGCGCUACGGUUACCGACCCGAUGUCCGUUCCGGCAAUCGCUCUUUACUCGACCCCACAUAACGGUUUCUGCUCGUCUGCUUACGAAUUCCGAUCACCGGAGUGCGAAUUCAAUCCCUAUGGCCAUAAGCCGGCAGUCAUCGGCGGGCUUUCCUGCCUCUUCUCCUCGUCUUCUCCCUUCCGCUUAUCCACUGCGACCGCCUUCGAAGAACUUCGGCAUGAUCGAAUGGAGUCCUUCUCUACGUGCACAUCGUCAUCCUCCUAUAAAUGUCGGGAGCAGAGCCCUGUCUCCGUUUUACACGGACCCAUAUCCUGCAGCGGGAGCGUGGUGAGCUCUGCGAGGAGUCCGCCUUUGUUGAGAAUCCCUCGCGAUUGGAGUUUGAGCGAUGUGAGGGUGGGAAGGGAGAGUUUGCUUAAUGGCCUUGUUGGGAAGGCGGUGGGCUCUUGUUUGGAUUAUAAUUCGCCCAGUGUUUCUUUACAUAAAAACUUUGAUGUGGAGGAUCUGACCUUUAACUUGGAGGAGAGCUUUGCGGAGGUCCAACCCAGCUGUGAGCCCUAUGCUGUCGAGUUGCUCUCCGGGGCUCAAUCAAGGCAUACGAUCUUCAAUGAAGAGAUUGUGAUGAAGGCGUUCUCUGAAGCAGAGAAAGCUCAUCGGGGGCAGAUGAGGGUAAGCGGUGAUCCAUACCUUCAACAUUGCGUGGAAACUGCAGUUUUGUUAGCUAAGAUUGGGGCUAAUUCAACUGUUGUAGCGGCUGGGCUUUUACAUGAUACGCUUGAUGAUUCUUUUAUGGAUUAUAGUUAUAUUCUGCAAAGUUUCGGAGCUGCUGUAGCUGAUCUUGUUCAAGAGGUUUCAAACCUUAGCCAAUUAAGCAAGCUUGCACGCGAAAACAAUACAGCUAGUAGAACAGUAGAGGCCGAUAGAUUACACACGAUAUUUCUCGCAAUGGCAGAUGCGAGAGCUGUUCUCAUAAAACUUGCCGAUAGGCUUCAUAAUAUGAUGACAUUGGAAGUCUUGCCUGUGACCAAGCAACAGAGGUUUGCGAAGGAAACUUUGGAGAUAUUCGUCCCUUUGGCAAACCGUUUGGGCAUUUCAAGUUGGAAGGAGCAACUAGAAGACCUUUGCUUCAAAUAUCUCCAUCCUCAGCAACACAAGGAGCUAUCUUGCAAACUUCUUAGUUGUUUUGAUGAAGCGAAGAUCACAUCUUCUAAAGAAAAGUUGGAGCGAGCUCUCAAGAAUGAAGGCCUGUCGUAUCUCAUUCUUUCUGGGCGACAUAAGAGCUUAUUCAGCACUUACUCCAAGAUGAUCAAGAAGAAGCUAACUAUGGAUGAGAUACAUGACAUUCAUGGACUGAGAUUGAUAGUUGAGAAUGAGGAGGAUUGCUUUAGAGCACUCUAUAUUGUUCAUCAGCUAUGGCCUGAGUCUUUGGGAAGGCCCAAAGACUAUAUCUCGCAUCCCAAAUUUAAUGGUUAUCAAUCUCUACACACUGUUGUGAUUAGUGAAGAUAAGUUGCCAUUAGAAGUUCAGAUUAGAACGAAAGAGAUGCACCUCCAGGCCGAAUUUGGAUUCGCUGCUCAUUGGAGAUAUAAGGAGGGUGACUGUGAGCAUUCGUCUUUUGUGCUUCAGAUGGUUGAGUGGGCAAGAUGGGUUGUGAUGUGGCAUUGCAAGAUGGUCGAUGUUGAAAAAUUCUCAUCCUUUGGUGAUUCUGAUUCGGUAAGGACGUCAUGUCCUUUUCCUUCGCAUUACGAUGACUGUCCUUACUCGUACGCCCUCAACCAUCACUGUGAUCAUGAUGGACCAAUCUUCAUCAUCAUGCUCGAAAAUGAGAAGAUGUCUGUCCAAGAAUUCACACCAAACUCAACUGUAAUGGAUCUACUGGAGAGAGCUGGAAGAUGGAAUCAAAGAGACCAACCUUACAGCUUCGCGUUAAAGGAAGAACUGCGGCCGAGACUGAAUCGUAAGCCUGUUAAUGACCCCAGCCAGAAGCUGAGAAUGGGAGAUGUUGCCGAGCUGACGCCAUCCAUCCCUGAUAAAUCUCUCAAAGAAUAUCGGAAAGAACUUAAGCGCAUGUAUGAUCAUGGCCUCUCAAUCUCAGCCCCAAGAGGUACUACAAACCUAACCCUAAACCAUAGUUACCAUUAAGAAUCUGCACAUUUCUCCGUAAAUAUGAAUGAAUCUGUACAUAAUUGCACGAAGUGCUUGGAUUUAUUCAGAAAGGCUAAUUUCUAGUGCCGAUCUCAGAUGUAAUUCUUAUAGUUUAGAUUGGUUCAGUGCUGUGUAACUCGAGCGCUCUGUUCUUAUAGCUGGUUUGUUCAAUUGUUUUGUGUGUAUUUUAUUUGGUGAACAAAGAAUUAUAUAAAUGUUAUGUUUAGGGGCUGUUUGUUUGGAAGGAA
This is a messenger RNA of Phalaenopsis equestris, 2639 nucleotides long. Its product is annotated as probable GTP diphosphokinase RSH2, chloroplastic. The record is from RefSeq and is a predicted model, not a curated record. Gene Ontology annotation, biological process: guanosine tetraphosphate metabolic process. Gene Ontology annotation, cellular component: chloroplast. The coding region runs from base 271 to 2388 and encodes 705 amino acids. Lineage: Eukaryota; Viridiplantae; Streptophyta; Magnoliopsida; Asparagales; Orchidaceae. The transcript is spliced from 6 exons.